Pyrenophora tritici-repentis Pt-1C-BFP is the source of this 1210-nucleotide messenger RNA. RefSeq names its product Herpes-BLLF1 multi-domain protein. Lineage: Eukaryota; Fungi; Ascomycota; Dothideomycetes; Pleosporales; Pleosporaceae. The record is from RefSeq and is a predicted model, not a curated record.
AUGUUGUUCGAAGACCUCGCAACAGAGCUCGUUGUACAUGUGUUUCUAUCCUGCAAUUCAGUCACCGAUGUCACGGCGCUAUCAUCGACCUGCCGCCGCUUCCGCAACAUCUACUCCUCAUCCCAGAAACUCCCCAUACUCGAGAUCGCAGCAGAAACGCAGCUCGGGCCUCUGGAAGACCUAAACCAACUCCUCACUCACAAUGCCAGUCAACCGGCACAUAUCGUUCGCUCCGUCCCAUUCUCCCUCGCCCUUCUCAAGCAAAUUGUCCAGCACGGGCGCGUCGCCGAGAAGUGGUGCGAUAUAUACCCAUUCAAGAAGUGGAAGCACAACUUUGAAAGCCGCCGUCUACUGACGGCCGAGGAGCGAUACCGUGUGCGACGCGCCAUCUAUCGCUCUUGGCUCUACUCCCGCGCCUUCCACAACCGCGAUCAUCCACGCGAAUUCCGCGCAGCACGUCUCGUCCUACUCAAACGUGCGGCGCUCCUGCACAACUGGAGUACCUGGGAACUUGCCGAAAUUGCCGAUGUGCACUCCGUCAUCCGGGAGGUCGUACAAACCAACGUCUGCCCCUCCAACAACACCAUUACACGAAAGUUCAAGAAACGACAUCCGGGUAACGAGCACUCCCUCCUCUUCAAUAUUCAUCUCAAUUACCCGCCAACAGCCCCACAAGCCUUCAACCCGUUCACCCCGAACCCGCUUACCACUGACUUCCACAACACACCAACUUACACUUCACGCUACGCCUCGUCCAAAUACUCGCUGCACCACGAAGUCGGCGCUGAGGGCUGGGGCGACGAUAUACCCCACUAUUACGUCAUAGAGGACUACAUGAAGCUCGACCCGGCUCAGAUAUUGUAUCUUAAAGAACACGCGCCGCUGAAAAGUAUGGUGGAGAGCUAUGUCAGGAGUCUAUGCCCGGAAUAUGAUUGGUUCACUAAUAAUGGGGAGACGUGGGUUCAGACGCUGGAGUUUGUGCUCGAGGAGCGUGGAGAGGAUGUAGGAGACUUUAUGGGGGCUAUUGCGGAUGGGGAGUUGGGUGUUGCUGUGUGUGAGAUGCAGGUGGCGGGGUAGAUUGGAGUUUCCAUAUCUGUGUCUCUGUUGUUCUAACUACUUCACUUCGCACGGCAUAUAUACGUAUCUCGAAGGUUGAGGGAAACUUUAUCCGUGUGCUUCCACAUGAUCAUCCAACAACUACAAAUUUUCA